GGCCUUACGGACCAUCGAGGGUUUCAGUUCGUUGCGGCACUGUUUUCCGUUUGUUCGUUCUCUCCCUCCUCUCAAAAUGCUUCGUCUUUCAGCAAAUUCGCUCUGCAAAUGGCUCCCAGCCCGCCAUUUUCGUCGAUCCCCAAUACCCAGAUCUUCGUUUUCCUCGAAACCGAUCACUACUCCAAAUCAAUUUCUUUCAGAUUCCUUUUCACAUCCAAACGCCAAGAAAGCCCUCCAUUUUGUUCCACCAACAAGCUCAAACCCGUCGACCCAGUGCAGGAUUGGCCAAACUCCGAGGCAAUACAGUGUCGAUACGAGCAAGGAGGUGGACACGAUCAACCUGAAGUUCGCAGAGGCUAGAGAAGAGAUCGAGGCAGCCAUGGACUCCAAAGAAACCGUGUAUUUCGAUGAAGAAGCUGUGUGUGCUCGGGACGCAGUUAAAGAGGUGUUGGAAAUGUACGAAGGGUUGUUGUCGAAGUUGCCUGAGAAUGAAAAGGCGGCAAUACAGAGGUCCAUGGGGCUGAAAAUCGAGCAGUUGAAGGCUGAACUUGAACAGUUGAAUGAUUAGUGAGCCUUUCGAUUUAUUGGUUCUGUUUUGUUUUGUAAGUUUGCGUAGUUGAGAACUUGAGAUCGAUAUUAAGUAGUUGUUUACGAAAAUGGUAAUUUAGAGAUAAUGUACUAGAGAAGAUGAUGAGUAAUUGUUGAUCUUCGCUCAUCGGUAGUGGAAACAAAUUUUAUGCCAUAAGCUAAUUUCAUGGCUACUAUAUAUGGACCAAAUAAAGGUUUUCUUCGGCACUGUUUUGUAUGAGAGAUAGUGGGAGAUUUGGCAGAGAAUUUGGGGGUUAUUCUCUCCUAUUAUGAGUGCUGCCCAAUUUUCAUCAAGAAGAUGAUUUGGGUGGUCUCUGGUCAAUCGACCUGAAUUUUUUAGGGAAGGUUCAAAGGGCAUAGCUUCACCAUUCUAAAAAUGGUGGGGAUUGGAUUUGAAGCAUUGUAGGUUCAAAAUGUGGUGUCUGAACAAUAGCCUCUGUUUUGGUGAUAUCCUUAACUUCUCCUAAUUGUUUCAUCUUGUUAA
Messenger RNA from Diospyros lotus (date-plum), 1072 nucleotides. RefSeq names its product embryogenesis-like protein. The record is from RefSeq and is a predicted model, not a curated record. NCBI's taxonomy places the organism in Eukaryota, Viridiplantae, Streptophyta, Magnoliopsida, Ericales, Ebenaceae. The coding region runs from base 77 to 568 and encodes 163 amino acids. The transcript has a single exon.